Anopheles maculipalpis is the source of this 1332-nucleotide messenger RNA. Its product is annotated as RNA-binding protein 45-like. Bases 6 to 1235 code for a protein of 409 amino acids. The record is from RefSeq and is a predicted model, not a curated record. Lineage: Eukaryota; Metazoa; Arthropoda; Insecta; Diptera; Culicidae. Gene Ontology annotation, molecular function: RNA binding. The transcript has 4 exons.
CAAUCAUGUCGGAUCCGAACCGGUCGAAGGAAAUCUCCGAAGAGCCUCCAAUGUCGAGGCUUUUCAUUAUUUGCGGUAAACAGAUAACGAAGGAACAGCUGAUGAACCAUUUCGAGCCGGACGGAACGAUUGAGGAGUGUGUUGUGAUAACGGACCGCAAAACGGGCCAAGGAAAGGGAGUUGCUUACGUAAAGUUCUCGAAAACGUCCUCGGCUGCUCGAGGUCUAAGGAAAAACGGUACCAUCGUGGAAGGUGAUACACGGCCCAUAAAAGUGAUGAUUUCUGCAAGCUACAAUCGUGAUAAGCAUAAUGACACAUCAGCGGAUGUCAACGAAAACCAUUUCCUGCGCUUAUUUGCAAUCGUACCAAGCAACCGUACGGAGGAACAGCUGAAGGAAGAGUUCGGUUGUCACGGGACGGUAACACAGGUUCGCCUAGUGCCGGAUAAAAAGAACGACAAACAGUGUGCAGCGUAUAUUAAGUUCACCUCCUUCCUCGAAACGGCACUGGCUAUCGAAAACUGUAAUCCUCAGUACAAAGCAAAAUUUUGUGUCCCGCGCAGUAAGCUUCAGCAGGAGCGAGAACAAAAAGGACAAGCGCCGGUAGAUUCGGUCAGUAGGAAGCGUACACAUUCACCUGAUCGAUUAUCGACCGUUCGGGGCGACACGAAACUGGUUGUAAUCUGCAGUACUCAGCUUAAUCAGGACAGACUGUGGCGUUUGUUUGAUAUCUGUCCCGGGAUGAAGUACUGCACCAUUAUCACGGCAAAUGAAAUAAACAUAACAGCAGCAGCAGUCUACUCUAGUCGCGAAGAAGCACAACGGGCGGUUGAUAAAAUACACGGCCUAGAGUAUCCGAUCGGAGAACGGAUAAUCGUACGAUUUGAGGAAGAAUUCAAAGAGGAAAUCAUUACGAAGGAUGCCUUAUCGCAGUUCGGUCCACCGAAACCACUCGUGUCCGAGCUAGUGCAAUGCGUCAAGAAAGCAUUCUUCAUCUGUAUGCCCGAGGCGGUCUCGGUUAAACUCCUCACCGAUGCAUUUUGUCGCUUCGGUGAUCUUAUCAAAGUGUACCUCGUACCGGGCAAAAGGCAUGGGUACGCCGAGUUUGCAAGCGAUAUAGCGGCGAAUCGUGCCAUUCAACAGCUGCACGGCAUGCAGCUGGGCGACUGUCGGCUAAAGGUGCUGGAAUGUGCCGAAUACACGGGAGAAAACAAGCGGAACAGGAUGGAACAUUAGCCAAGAGGAAAAAUCGUUUCCCAUGGGUAUGUAAUCAUGAGGUUUUAAACCAGAAUUGCAAGACAAAUUGUUGGAGAAUACACAACAACGAACUAAC